Messenger RNA from Chrysemys picta bellii (western painted turtle), 2922 nucleotides. The record is from RefSeq and is a predicted model, not a curated record. NCBI's taxonomy places the organism in Eukaryota, Metazoa, Chordata, Testudines, Emydidae.
UGAAAGUGAAGGGCUCAGGCUGCAGCAGCUGCCGUGAGGGAGGGAAGCGGCCCGCGGGAGCUGCCUCGGGCCCGGCCUCGCGCUCUCUCCCAGGAGCGCUUGAGCGACCCGUCUCGAGCAUGUCGGAUUGUUUCGACCGGGCUCCUGGUGCCGGCCGAGGCCAGGGCCGGGGUCGAGGUGGCGGCGCCCUGCUGAGCGGAUCCGGCGCCGCGGAGAGCGGGGCCCGUCUCGGAGGCAGCGGCUUCCCCAGCUCGGGGCCCGCCGAACCGCAGCACAAGCCGGGCUUCCAGCAGGAGCCGCUUCGGCCGCCCAAGACAGCGCCGCCGGGCACCGGAAACGCAGUUAAGGUACAAGAAAUCACAAAAAUCUGAGAUCCUUACAAGUUUUCUAGCAAAACCAGUGAAGACCAGACUUGACAUUUCUUAGAAAUACCAGAACAUAUGCCGCAGACAAAAGUGCCCCCUGUAUCACAAGAUAAAAUUGCAGCUCACGAUUGUGGAUCAGCAAUGGCUAAACCUCAGUUGGUUGUGGCUCCAGUAGCAACGUCAAAAUUGUCAGUGAAUGCACCUGAGUUUUAUCCGUCGGGAUAUAAUCCUAGUUUUACAGAUUCCUCUUUUGAAGAUGGAUGUGAUGGCUAUCCAACUCUGACAGAAUACGUACAGGAUUUCUUAAAUCACCUCACUGAACAACCAGGCUGUUUUGAAACUGAAAUAGAGCAUUUUGCAGAGACACUGAAUGGUUGGGUCACUACAGAUGAAGCAUUACAAGAGCUUGUUGAACUCAUCUAUCGACAGGCCACAUCUGUCCCCAAUUUUUCCUACAUGGGAGCACGGCUGUGUAAUUAUCUAUCUCAUCAUCUAACCAUUAAUCCACAAAGUGGAAACUUCCGGCAAUUGUUACUUCAGAGGUGUCGAACGGAGUAUGAAAACAGAGAUCAAGCAGCAAAAGGUGAUGAGGCUACUCGAAAACAAUUUCAUGCUUUUGUGCUUUUCUUAGCUGAACUUUAUCUUAACCUCGAGAUUAAGGGAACAAAAGGGCAAGUAAUGCGAGCAGAGAUUCUGCAGACUGGCCUUCGGGAAUUACUGAAUGCGCUUUUUUCUAAUCCUGUGGACAACAAUUUGAUUUGUGCAGUAAAGUUACUGAAGUUGACCGGGUCAGUUUUGGAAGAUGCAUGGAAAGAAAAAGGAAAGACUGAUAUGGAUGAAAUGGUUCAGAGAAUUGAAAAUGUCGUCCUGGAUGCAAAUUGCAGCAGAGAUGUAAAACAGAUGCUACUGAAACUAGUAGAACUACGCUCAAGUAACUGGGGUAGAGUUCACGUAACCUCAACAUAUAGGGAAGCAACACCUGAAAAUGACCCCAACUAUUUUAUGAAUGAACCAACAUUUUACACCUCUGAGGGUGUUCCUUUCACUGCAGCAGACCCAGAUUAUCAAGAGAAAUAUCAAGAGUUGCUUGACAGAGAAGAUUUCUUUCCAGAUUAUGAAGAAAAUGGAACAGAUUUAUCAGGGGCUGGAGAUCCGUACUUUGAUGACAUCGAUGAUGAGAUGGAUCCAGAAAUUGAAGAAGCAUAUGAAAAAUUCUGCUUAGAAUCGGAACGUAAGAGAAAACAGUGAGAUGUUAUACACAAUAUUAGCUUAAUAAAACAGUUUAGGUAUGAUUAGUAAACAGGGAAAACCACGAGAACUUGUCACAUGUAUACCAAAUUAAGGAUGUUGAGUUUCUCUGAGUAUUAAAGUUAUGCAAUUUCCAUUUUGUUAAACUGAAUCUGCCAAAAAUUGUAAACUUAUGCCCUGUAACUUAAAAUGUUGUGUAUAUAUCAUAGUUUAUUUUAUGUACAGUUAAAUGAACAAUGUUUUGGCUGCAAUAAAAUUGUUUUGAAAAGUAUCACAUGGAAAUAAAAUUUUACUGACUGGGAACUGUCCCAUUAAAAUGCUAAAUUUCUCUUGGAAGACAUGAAAACCUUGAGUUAAAAAUAAAUUGCUCACUUAUUUUAGUAUACACUAGGAUUGCCUCACCCUUUUUAUCAUACAGGAAUUUUCUGGUAUUACAUAUUUUUAGGUUAGGAAACUCAACUGCAGAUGGGUAGAUUUUUUUUAAAUGUGUAUCACAAUCAUGAAAAAAACUAGUUAUUUUUUUUCCAACAUGUGUGGCGGUAUUUGGGGUUCUUUUCUGGAAUAAACAUUUUUAAUAUGUGACACCAUUAAUACACAAGCACUGCUUUGGAAGCCAGGUGCUUUAAGGACACUUGUCUAUUUUCAAGUUUUGCAAGCAGAAGCUUCUACUAAAUAUUUUGCAUUCUUCUACAAGAAAACAUUAAUCUAACUAGGUUUUAGCCCGUGCUCUACAACGUGUGCAGCUUUGAAUCUAUGUAUUCUUGAAUGUGAUUAACAUGAUUAACAUGUCUACCCUUCUGAGAGAGCCCCAGGACACUCCUUAGUCGUCCUAAUUAAUUUAUACAAUUUAGAGUGUUGAUUCCAUAGUUUGGUUUGUAUCAGUUUUUACAUUUCAGAUAUAUUAACAAAUUUUGAAGUCAACUGCUGCUUGUCUCCAAUCUAAUAAUUUGUUUUGUAGUUUUUCUGAAAUACCCAAAGACAAUUUUUAUUAUUGCCUAUAAUUCAGUUGUAGUGGUUCAUGCUAUUUGGUAUUGGAUAGAUGAAGUAGAACCCAUUACCAAACUCAAAAUGCAUAUGUUUCCAACUUCCCAAGAAGUAAGUAAGAUAGCUUAUGUAAAGAAAACACAUGUUGUAAAUAUGCAUGUAAAUAGUUCUGUUAAUAUUGCACUGUAAUACAUUUGGUACAAUAAUUUGUGUAUCAGCUAUACCAUUAGCAUUGACUACAUUUUCUUGCUGUUUAUUUGUUUAGCAUAUUAGUUUAGAGUAAGUUUUGAAAAAUAAAAUUUAACUAGCUUUGUUUCCUUUGGAA